This is a messenger RNA of Helianthus annuus (common sunflower), 1241 nucleotides long. Its product is annotated as gamma-soluble NSF attachment protein. Bases 107 to 994 code for a protein of 295 amino acids. Gene Ontology annotation, cellular component: vacuolar membrane; SNARE complex. The record is from RefSeq and is a predicted model, not a curated record. Gene Ontology annotation, biological process: intracellular protein transport. Gene Ontology annotation, molecular function: syntaxin binding; soluble NSF attachment protein activity. NCBI's taxonomy places the organism in Eukaryota, Viridiplantae, Streptophyta, Magnoliopsida, Asterales, Asteraceae. The transcript is spliced from 9 exons.
AAAACAGCCAAACCGGCCGUUAUAAUGGGCUUUAUUUGGACCGGACCAAGCUUACACGAGAACACAGAAGAUCCGAAAUUUCAGAAGACAGUAAAGGAGAUCAUCCAUGGCUGCUGCCGAUCCCGAAAAGCUCAUCGCCAAAGCCGAUAAACUAACAAAACUCACUUUAACACGAUGGAGCGCGGACUGGAAGAAUGCAACUCAAUAUUAUGAGCAGGCAGCUACUGCUUUUAGGUUUGCCAAAAAACAUGAGAAAGCAAAAGUAGCAUUUGAGAAAGCUUCAAAAGGACAAGAAAUGCUCGCCUCACCAUGGGAUGCUGCUAAGCAUAUGGAGUCUGCUGCUGCGUUAGCUGUUGAAUUAGGCAUCUGGAGUGAAGUUGCUGACUUUUACAGAAGGGCGUCUGAGCUUUACAAUGAAUGCGGCAGGUCACAACCUGCGUCUGAUGCGCUUGCAAAAGGUGCCCGUGCUCUGGAAGAUGCUAAGCCUGAGGAUGCCAUUGCAAUGUAUACUGAUGCUUGCUCACUACUUGAGGAGGAUGGCAAGGAAAAUAUGGCAUUUGAUUUAUAUCGCGCCAUUACUAAUGUUUACAUAAAACUUGAAAAGUACACGGAUGCUGCAAGUUUUCUUUUGAGAUGGGCUGUAGCAGCUAAUAAAUGCAAUGCUCUCCAUAGCCAAUGCAAGGCUUAUCUUAGUGCAAUUAUUGUAUACCUUUCUGCUCAUGAUUUCAAGCAAGCAGAACAGUGCUAUAACGACUGUUGUCAGAUUGAUACGUUUCUGAGUAGUGACCAGAGUCAUUGUGCCAGUAAGCUUCUUUCUGCAUACAGAGAGGCUGAUGUUGAAGAAAUCAAACGUGUAGCUAAAUCCAGUACUGUAUCCAAUCUCGAUCAUAUGAUCAUCAGACUUGCAAGGAAGCUGCCUACUGGUGAGCUGGUUGCAAUGGAAGUUAAUUCACUGGAGAAUGGAGAGGCCCUUGAUGAAGAUGACCUAACAUAGUCAUAAACAUAAUACAUAUAUAUGCAUAUAUAUCCAUAUAUGUAUAUACAUAACAAAAUAUGUGUGUGUGUGUGUGUGAAAAUGGUGGAACUAUAUAUUUGAUUGAUUAUGUGGCAUAUUAUUAUUUGCAUGAUGCGUUAUAUUGUUAUUCUACAUAUUAUGCAUUUGAAAGGCUCAAUGGACUUGAAAGUUGUACUCUUUGAUAUAACAGAUUGGUAACUCUUUGUAAUAACUUCUUGGUAGCUCA